AUGCUCGGCGCACUACCCCUGCCUACGCGCGACCUAGCUGAACUCGCAAAAGAGGAAAAGGGCUUCACCUUCAACCACUUCACGUGCGAGCAUGCCUGGGUCAUUGGGAACAUUCUUCGAAACGCUCUUCGCACCGCCGAGUGCCCUGUCCUCAUCCACAUAGCUCUCUCGACCCAGACCCUCUUCCAUGCGCCAAGCCUUCCUGGCAUAAUGCCCGAUCACGAGAAAUGGGUAGAGAGAAAACGCAACACAGUGCUCAGAUGGGGUCACUCGACAUGGUACAUGGGGUGCCAAUUCGAUGACGAUUACAAAAAGUUUGCCGAAUACCAUGCCAUGAGUGGAGAUGAGUGGUCCAAAUACACCAUCGAAGGGGGCGGAUAUCCCGUCUUCGUAAAGGGGGUCGAAGGCGUUGUUGGCGCAAUUACAAUUGCAGGCGCCGACAUCUCAAGCGUGCAGGCGCACAGCGUUGUCGUCAAAGCUGUAGAAGAGUACAAGGAACUGAGAGAUGGGUUUCGAAGUCCAAUGAGAGCGGCAACCACAGCUAAAUGA
This is a messenger RNA of Bipolaris oryzae ATCC 44560, 549 nucleotides long. RefSeq lists its product as uncharacterized. The transcript has a single exon. Gene Ontology annotation, biological process: post-translational protein targeting to endoplasmic reticulum membrane. Lineage: Eukaryota; Fungi; Ascomycota; Dothideomycetes; Pleosporales; Pleosporaceae. The record is from RefSeq and is a predicted model, not a curated record. The coding region runs from base 1 to 549 and encodes 182 amino acids. Gene Ontology annotation, cellular component: TRC complex.